Molecule: messenger RNA, 939 nt
Organism: Drosophila obscura
Lineage: Eukaryota; Metazoa; Arthropoda; Insecta; Diptera; Drosophilidae
Gene: Recs1
Product: protein lifeguard 1
Exons: 1
Coding region: 80-880 (266 amino acids)
Cellular component (GO): membrane
Source: RefSeq, a predicted model, not a curated record
UUGAUUAUUUUCCUUAGUUGAAACCUGGAAGUCUAUCUAAACACUCGAGAAAAAACGAAACAAAAAAGAAGAAUUAACAAUGCAAGUCGCCAGUCAACCCAUUCAGUACGGAAAUCUGGGAGGACACCAAGCAGAGCUUCUCGCCAUGGGGCCCCUGGGGCCAUAUGGAUCGUAUGGCUCCGACGAUCCCGAGGGCCAGCCGAAGAACAUGGGAUUCAGCAAUGACAGCAUCCGACGGGGAUUCAUCCGCAAGGUGUACCUUAUACUGAUGGCCCAACUGGUGGCCACCUUUGGGGUCGUGUCGAUCUUUGUGUUCAACGACAAUGUCAAGAUGUACGCCCUGCAGAAUGGUUGGGUCUUCUGGUCGGCCCUGCUGCUGAUGCUGGCCACGCUGCUGGGGCUGGUGUGCAGCCAGAGUCUGCGCCGCCAGACGCCGAUGAACUUCAUCUUCCUGGGCGGCUUCACCGUGGCCCAGUCGCUGCUGCUGGGCGUGUCGGCCUGCCGCUUUGGUCCCAUGGAGGUCCUGAUGGCUGUGGGCAUCACGGCUGCCGUCUGCCUGGCCCUCACACUCUUCGCCAUGCAGACAAAGUACGACUUCACCAUGAUGGGGGGCCUGCUCAUCACCCUGCUGGUGAUACUCUUGAUAUUUGGAUUUGUGGCUGUGUUUGUGGGUGGCAGCAUGCUCACCCUCAUCUAUGCCUCGGCCGGCGCCUUGCUAUUCUCCAUGUACCUGAUCUACGACACACAGCUGAUGAUGGGUGGCCAACACCGUUACUCCAUCAGUCCAGAGGAGUACAUAUUUGCGGCCUUAAAUCUCUACUUGGAUAUAAUAAACAUAUUCAUGGACAUUCUGGCCAUAAUUGGAGGCUCGGACAACUAACAGAAACAAUUCUAUAUACGAUAUACUAUAUACGAGCUGCAGGCUUUGAGGCUUUCAUU